Siniperca chuatsi (mandarin fish) is the source of this 2123-nucleotide messenger RNA. It is a transcript of the gene e2f5, whose product is annotated as E2F transcription factor 5. Gene Ontology annotation, cellular component: RNA polymerase II transcription regulator complex. The record is from RefSeq and is a predicted model, not a curated record. NCBI's taxonomy places the organism in Eukaryota, Metazoa, Chordata, Actinopteri, Centrarchiformes, Sinipercidae. The transcript is spliced from 9 exons. Gene Ontology annotation, molecular function: DNA-binding transcription factor activity, RNA polymerase II-specific; RNA polymerase II cis-regulatory region sequence-specific DNA binding; protein dimerization activity. Gene Ontology annotation, biological process: regulation of transcription by RNA polymerase II. The coding region runs from base 99 to 1184 and encodes 361 amino acids.
GGCGUCGCGGGGCUGGGGGCACGAGCGGGACAAGGGUUGCCGUGGCAACUGUAACCUAACGUAACGUCCGUUGAUUUAAAAAACCAUACAGAAAGAAGAUGGAGUUUGAGACGACGGAGACUGUACGCUCGACACCGAGUCGCCACGAGAAAAGUUUGGGGCUCCUCACAAUGAAGUUUGUCAAUCUGCUUCAAGAAGCUAAGGAUGGCGUCCUUGAUUUGAAAGUGGCUGCAGACAGCUUGGCAGUGAAGCAGAAGAGGAGGAUAUACGACAUCACCAACGUACUUGAAGGAGUGGGGUUGAUCGAGAAGAAAAACAAGAACAUAAUCCAGUGGAGGGGAGAGAACUCAGGCAGCCAAACACAGGAGGUGGUGGAGCAGGUAAAGGUUUUAAAGGCCCAAAUCUCUGAGCUGGAGGCCCAAGAGAAAGAGCUGGACAACCAGAAGGCAUGGCUAGAGGAGAACAUCAAACACCUUAACCACGAUCCCAUCACCAGCACUUAUAAAUUUGUGACACAUGAAGACAUCUGCAGUGCCUUCAGCGGAGACACUCUUCUUGCUGUAGUGGCUCCUGCUGGAACUCAGCUGGAGGUACCUCUACCUGAAAUGGGCCAGAGUGGUCAAAAGAAGUACCAGGUGAACCUACGCAGCCACUCAGCUCCCAUCCAGGUCAUGCUCAUCAAUAGGGAUUCAGACUCCACAAUACCUGUGGUCUUCUCUGUUCCGCCCACUGACGACAUCUGUCCAAUGCCAACUCCACCCAGCACCCCCGCCAGCCUGCAGAGGUUCCCUCUCUCGACGUCUGUGUACUCCACCUCCAACACCACCUCCUCCUACUGCAGCCAGGACUCUCUCUGCUCAGACCACCAGAUGGUGCUGCCAGAACAUGAAGUGCUGACGCCAUCGUCCACCCCUCCUGAUGUACAGAUGGAGUGUCACAGUCAGUCAGCAGCAGUGUUGGAGCAACAUCAGAUGGACCUGGUGGGCCCAGAGUUCCAGUCUGUGCUGGACGUGAGCAGCCUGCUGAAGCUCAACGCUACUGGAGACCACAUGAAGGACGACAGAGAGGGAGCUGUUGACCUGAUUGAUGAGCUAAUGUCUACUGAUGGUAUAGACUACAGCUUCAACCUGGAUGACAAUGAGGGAGUGUGUGACCUGUUUGAUGUGCAGAUCUUCAAUUACUGAUGGCUAACAGCGCCUCUGUUGUUCGCUUAUACAAUCUCGGGAACCACUUUUUGCCUCUCUAAAGAUGCUUCAAACAUACCUCUUCCUAUUUUUGUUAUAAUUGCACAGCUGAUACUUAAACAUGCCCACAUUAGACUUCACCGCUGUCUGCCAGACAACUUUACUGUACUGGUCUUUUGCCCUCAGCCAGCACAAAAAAAAGUGCCUGAGUUAAUUUACAAUAAGAUAUUUAUGUAACCAUGAGUCAUUCUGUGUCCAUUGGGGUUUUUAACAGUUUACUGGGUAAAUAUUUACAUUCCAGAGAAAUUAGUUGGCAAAUCCUUCAGCCUCCUCCUGCACUUUUUGCAUGUAUCUUUGUAUUUUUCCACAUCCAGUGGAAAGCCUGAUACUUGAAGACAACUGUUUUACUUUCAGUUGGGAUUGUAGGGUAUGUAAGUAACUUUCUUUACAUGGAAAGCAUAUUGUAUAAAAACCUAACCAAUUCCAUAGUUACAUUUCAUAAAAUGGCAUAUUGUAUUUAAUGAGUGAAUGUUUUGGUUACGUUUUGUAACCUUGUUCUCAUGUGAAAAUGCCAGAAAGUUUUCUUUUCUAAAUUAUUGUGACACUGCCGUACUAGGCCUCUUGAGUUUUGUUUAAAAAAAAAAAAAAUCUUUAUAAUUACGGUUAUAUAUUUGAAUAACUAAUUUUUUACUUAAUUUAAGAAAAAAUUAUUCUCGGAUCUAGUUUGUUGAAACUGUAGCUGGUUGACUGCCUUAAUUGUAAUUUAAAAUGUGAAUUAGCCAUAUUUCUGAUCUGAAAUAUCAGAUGUUAAAGAGCCUUAAGUGGCAUUUUUGUAUAUUUAUCGUUUUCUUUGAUUACAAGAUUUCUUGUUUUUUUGUUACAUUUUGUUGUUUAUUUGCACAUUUUUGAAAGUUUUUCAAUAAAUGGGUUUAAUGUCAA